Messenger RNA from Dermacentor andersoni, 3459 nucleotides. RefSeq names its product monocarboxylate transporter 12-like. Gene Ontology annotation, biological process: transmembrane transport. Gene Ontology annotation, molecular function: monocarboxylic acid transmembrane transporter activity. The record is from RefSeq and is a predicted model, not a curated record. Lineage: Eukaryota; Metazoa; Arthropoda; Arachnida; Ixodida; Ixodidae.
CGGAACCGUGAGCAUGAUGCUGCAGGUCUUCCUCAGCAUGCGCUUCGUCAAGUACCGAGGCACGGCACACGGGAUCAUGUUCAUGGGAUCGAUACUUUCGUCCCUCGUCAUUCCUCAAGUGCUCUUUUUUCUCGAGGACUCCUACGGAUUCGAUGGCUGCUUACUCAUAUUCGGCGCCCUGCUCUUGCACUUGGUUCCCAUCAGCUUUCUCCUGCGCUCUGACUCACCCACAACUACUGCGCCGCACUAUGAGGCCAGGCAAGAAGUGUUAGCAGAGAAACGUGACGUCAACCUGAACAGCAAGGAUAUUGUUCAAUCAGAGCACCGUUCCCGCACCAGUUCGUCGAGCACCGAGCGAAAACCUGGCGUCCUCGAGAGCGCGGCUCAAGUGCUACGCCUACCCAUGUUCUACGUCAUCCUCGUCACGUGGACAGUAAUGUGCUACAACGAGGACAUUUUCUUGACGACUAUAGUGGACUUCGCCGUCGACAAAGGCGUGGCGAAGCAUUUGGCGGUACCGCUGCUCUCAUAUCUGUCCAUAACUGACGCCAUAGGACGCAUCGGCCUUCCACUGCUCGCUGAUCGGAACGUCAUUCGGCGAAGUACGCUUGUUGGGUGCAACGCAGCUCUUACUGCCGCCUCCAUCGCCAUUCUACCGGAGGCUAACUCAUAUGCUUCCUUGGUGGUAGCCACCCUUCUUGCUGCGUGUUUUAACGGAUGCGGCAUGACAAUGCAUGGUGUCCUCAUGGCCGAUUACAUAGGUAUGGACAACCUUCCCGUUGGAUACGGCGUCGCUGGAAUCCUCGUUGUACCUUUACUGCUGAUCAAACCACUGCUAAUAGGUUACUUCCGGGACACACUCGGAUCUUACAAUAACCUCUACAGAAUGCUAGGAGGAAUGCAGGUCGUUCUCUUCCUUCUGUGGUUGUUUAUAUCGUACUGGGAGCGGCGCAAAAGGCCUUCUCCGCCUGCAUUACCUAAUGAGGAAGCAAAGACGCCCAACCGAAAGGAGAUAUGCAACGUGUCAUACAUCAAAGAGUGUCACCACUCAUCUCUGACUCCCUGCUUCUGCCCAGGGGAAGAGAAGUGCCACUUUUCCAAGACCUUCAAAGAGAGCAGAAACUCUGGACUGCCAUGGAUUGUGAAUGCGCCAUCGAAACGUUUGCCGCAUUUAGACGCAGCGAAUGUAGGUUGUCAACGGACAGCGAAGAAGUACUGUAGCCUGGAAAGCACGAAAAGGAAGCCUGUGGGUGCGCAGCGCGUUUCUAAUUACGGCAGUGUGACCGAUUUCAACAGUGAACAAAAGAUGCUGGGCUCGCUUUGACCUGGCAGUGCAAAAAAUUUUAAUAAGCAUGAUUAGUAAUCUGCAGUCCUGUCCUGGUAUACCGUGCACGUAUCGUUUGAAACUGGGGAGGUUUGGCGACGAUAAGAAGACGUGAAAGUGAAUUAUUGUUGUGAACAUGACUUUCGACUGAUUAGAGUGUGGCCAGCAUUCGUAAGGGUGUCAGACGUGCCUGCAGGUCACAUCUUUGCAACCAACAUAACAGAUCAUUUUAGCGGAGACACAAACACCAUAGGAGGAGCGUUGUACAUGGAUGUGCUGUUUAGGCGAUGAAGCAAAAAGGUAGCAAAAUUUACUGAAAUAAAUCAAAGGUUGUUGCUACCAGCAAGAGAGCCGUCCUAAACGAACAUUUGAUUUGCAGCAACUGCUUAAGUUGGUAAAAUAAGUUGCCUUCUACUCUUAGCACUCCAUGUAUAAAGAAACAUGUCCUGCACAGAACGUUGUCGCCGACAAAGCCUGCUUAGUCCACAGCUGGUUGUAAAGGUCGUAUAAGUGUUCAUGUCGCAGACGUUACAACAAUACCCUUUUCUGUAGAAAACAAAGUUGCAGGAAGGAAACUGUUUUAAUAGUCAACUGAUGAACAGGCGUAAGAUUUCCGUCUUCAUUGUUACGUUCCCCACCUAAUUCAGUUCAUCAGUAGUGAGAAAAACACAUUGAGGGGCUGGUAUGUUCACAAAUAGGUAGGGAAUUCCUUUGCUAAUAGCAACAAAGGGAGACCACACGAGGAAAUGCAGAAAGCAAUGUAAGCGCAAUUGGUAGUCUGUGCUUACAAUAGUGCUACGUGUCUUCUCGUGUGCUGUUUCUUCCAUUGGGUUCACGCAGUAACUGCCAAGCGCAAUUUUCAGUACAUGAUGCAUUUCAUACACUAAUUAGAUAACAGAAUGUUAAACCUAAGCGGUGCAAAACUACAGACAAGAAGGCUACACAUUUCAUUUGAUUUCCGUUAUUUACUAUCAAGGUGCACAACAUUACAGAGGGGGUGGGUAAUAUGGGGCAAUUUCAUCAAGUGGAAUUUUCUGCCUAAAAAUUAUUGUCAUCAAUGACGGAGGCCAAGUUGGCGCGAAGAUAGUUACGAUCCGUGCUUGUGGCCGGUACAAAAUAAUGAAAGUACAUAUUAGUACGACAAUAAGGCACACCAACUUCGAACUGAUGCUCCUUUCAUAAAAAUUCAAGUGUGCGAUGCGAGGAGCGAGUUACGUAGAACAGGCUUGGAAUGGUAUACUUCAUCGAAAAAACACAGUCGAGCAGAUUUACGCUGAAGUGAAAAAGCAGACAAAUGAAGACAUGAUUUCAUUCAUGUGACACUUGCAGAACGGCAAUAGUUGGAUAAAACUAAACGAGCAGAACGGUUUUGUAUGGCUUCGAUGCAGAGGAAUAACGAUUGAAAAUAGUACAAUACGAAGAUCAAGUAAGCAGCCAAGAGCAGAAGAACAAAAAUAAUUCAGCGUAUAGCCUGAAGUGUUGACAAUACCGCUUAUACGCCACGCUCCACCAAUCAUUUAAACAUCCCAUUUCCGGAAAAUGAGCCAGUCCAUAGUCUCCUUGCAGGAGUGAAAAACUACCCUUGCAAAUGAUAACGAUACGCAUCGAGGAGCUUAUAGCACCGUCAUAACCCUCUAAGAAGCUUUUUAAGGGUAUUGUCUAGCACCUAAUGCUGAAAGAGAAGCAGUAAAGUAGAAAGGUGUAAACAGUUUUAUGUUUUCUGGCCCGAAGAGCUGUAGUACAUUUAGUGUGAAAGAAUAAUUGCUUGUUCCGACACCAGGUAUCAUAUUAAUGUCAUGAUGCACAACAAAACUCUUAUAUACAAGAAAUUUAACUAUAUCGUUAAAAAAAGACUACCUCAUAUAAAACACGAUGGCUAGCACUAUCGGUGACACUGAUAUCAGCGUCUCUGCCGUUAUUGCAACGUACUUCAAAAAAUGGCUGCUGACCAUUCAUUAUGCCGGAUACUAUUUGGUAAUAUCGGAAUACGCAAAAUAAGGUCCAUAAGAACAGUCUACUUUUAUACCUCGGCGAAGUGCUGGUCGUCUUUGGUGUAUAUUUGCCUUGCCUUUUGGAGAGGUGUCACGUCCAGAAGUGUUUGUGGGUAUUUCAAGCCAACAUAGCCUUACCUUGUU